AUGGCGCGCCUCCACCUCGUGGUCGUGGCCAUGGCCAUGGCCAUGCUCUUCGCCGCCGCGGCGGCGCAGGGGCCGAGCGCCUCCCCGACGCCGGCUCCCAAGGCGCAGCCUCCGGCGGCGACGCCGCCUGUUCGGCCACCGGCCGCGGCGCCGGUGUCCCCUCCGGCUCAGCCCCCGGUGCUGACGCCUCCCCCGGCCUCCUCACCGGCGCCCGCCCCCAACGCCGCCGCGCCGUCACCGCAGGCCGCGACGCCGACAGCGGAGCCCCCCGCGCUCUCGCCGCCGGCGCCGGAGCCGACCGCGCAGUCUCCGUCCGAGCCGCCGGCGGCCUCUACCCCGCCGCCGAGCGCCGCGUCCGGAGUCCCCCCCGCCUCCGCCGCCUGGGCCGCUGCAGCGGCCGUGGCAGCCGUCGCCGCGUUCUACUGA
Molecule: messenger RNA, 426 nt
Organism: Oryza brachyantha (malo sina)
Lineage: Eukaryota; Viridiplantae; Streptophyta; Magnoliopsida; Poales; Poaceae
Product: arabinogalactan protein 1-like
Exons: 1
Coding region: 1-426 (141 amino acids)
Source: RefSeq, a predicted model, not a curated record